AUGAGGUCAGAUGCAAUAAAGAGAAGGCUUUAUUCUAAAGCAAUAUUUAUAAUUCCAUUUUGGAUAUUAUCAAUUGCACUUUGGUUUUCUUCUGGGAGUGUAUAUAAAAUAGAUAGUUGUAUGAUUGAUAAUAAUAAAACAACAUGUAUUCCAUAUACUAUUAGUAAAUAUACCGAUUUUAAUUCAAAUUCACAAUUGAAUCAAUUUAAUUCAUCUUUUAUAUUAUUUCAAAUUAUUCCUAUAAAUAUUUUAUGCUUUUUACCAUUAUUAGGAUAUAUGUACAUUUUAGCUUCAGUAUUAAAAGUAGACCUUGUAAAAAAAGCAUUCACUAUAUUUGGUAUAAUGAUGCUAAUUACUAUACCAUUAUUUUUAAUUGUUUCAAUUUGUAUUUUUCCUUUAAAUUUAAGAGAAACAUUAUGUAGUGAUUUAAAGAAUGGAUUUAUUAAAAGUAAUAUAGUUGAUAAAGGAAAUACAACAAUUUGUAAUUUAAAAGAAUCAUUUAAUUAUUUUAAAGGUAGUUUUAGUGAUACAACAACAACAACAACAACAACAACAACAUUAGAAUGGGGAAUAACUUAUAAUUGGUAUUUUAUAAUUGCAACUAUUGUAUUCUCAUUUUCAAUGUUAGUAAUAGUAUUGGUAUUAUUAAUAAAGGAUGCAAACACUUUAAAUAAUGGUGAUGGUCAAAAUUAUUCAUUAUUCGAACAAGAGAAUGACGAAAAUUUUGAAGAUGAUGAUCCUAACGAUGUCAUUGAAUCUGGUUUAGAUUUAUGGGGUAGAAACAUUUGGUAUAAUUAUACAAAGAAACCAAUGAAUUCAAUUUUAUUAUCAAUUUUUCAAUUAUUUUAUAUUGGUUCUUAUUUUUCAUUAUAUUAUUUUGGUUUUAAAUUUAAUUUAAUUCCAUUUUUUAUAAAUUUAAUAAUUUUAUUUAUUUCAUAUUAUAAUUUAAUAUUUGAUGGUAUUAGAGAUAACUAUUUAAUAAAAAGAAUGUACAGAGAGAGAUCAAAUGAUGUUAAUCAGUUUAUUGAAAGAGUUAAAAAGAUAAAACCAAAAGUUGCAAUUGUAAAGAAACCAAAUAAAGAGGGUGGAAAAAGUAGUAGUGGUGGUGGUGGUGGUGGUGGUGGUGGUAUUGAUGAUGGUAUUGAAGCAAUUUUAGAACCAAGAUUAUUAAAAUCAUGGUUAGAUCAAUCAGAAUUAGAUUAUUUAAUGAUUAAUGAUGAUGAUGAUAAAUAUAAACCAAUUGUAGAGUUAACAAUUAUUGAAGAUUUUAAAACUACUUCUCAACUACCAAUUGAUGCAAUCUCAUUAUUAUUUGUAAAAACAGAUUUAUCAAAUUAUUAUAUAAUUACAAAUAAAAAGAAAAGGUUCAUACAAAUUAAUAGAGGUUUACAUUCAUUUUUAGUUUUAAUUGGUUUAUCUGGUUUAUUCAAUAUACUUUAUUUAAAAAGAUUAAUUCUUAAAAAAUCUAUAACCAUUAAAACUUUAUUUGAAUACAAUAAUAGAUAA
Messenger RNA from Dictyostelium discoideum AX4, 1506 nucleotides. RefSeq lists its product as hypothetical. Bases 1 to 1506 code for a protein of 501 amino acids. The record is from RefSeq and is a predicted model, not a curated record. Gene Ontology annotation, cellular component: membrane. NCBI's taxonomy places the organism in Eukaryota, Evosea, Eumycetozoa, Dictyosteliales, Dictyosteliaceae. The transcript is spliced from 4 exons.